Messenger RNA from Ilex paraguariensis (yerba mate), 1948 nucleotides. The record is from the annotation of a GenBank genome assembly. NCBI's taxonomy places the organism in Eukaryota, Viridiplantae, Streptophyta, Magnoliopsida, Aquifoliales, Aquifoliaceae.
AGAGAGAGAGAGAGAGAGAGAGAGUGAGGGAGGGAGAGAGUGAGAGAGAGAGUGAGGGAGAGAGAGAGUCAGUCUCCAUGUCUGACUCUGAGAUCCUUCUCUUUUUUCUAGCGUCAAUCUUCGCUGUGCUUCUGAUCUUUAAUCUCAUCAAAGUAAAACGAAACAGUAUGAAUCUUCCACCAGGCAACAUGGGUUGGCCUUUUCUUGGUGAAACCAUCGGCUAUUUGAAGCCAUACUCAGCAACUACAAUAGGAGAGUUCAUGGAGCAACAUAUAUCAAGGUUUGGGAAAAUUUACAAGUCGAAUCUGUUCGGUGAGCCGACGAUAGUCUCAGCAGAUGCUGGGCUGAAUAGAUUCAUACUACAGAAUGAAGGGAGGUUGUUUGAAUGCAGCUACCCAAGAAGCAUAGGUGGGAUUCUUGGCAAGUGGUCCAUGCUGGUUUUGGUUGGAGAGAUGCAUAGAGACAUGAGGAUUAUAUCUCUCAACUUCUUGAGCAAUGCUAGGCUGAGGACUCAUCUCCUACCAGAAGUUGAGAAGCACACCUUGCUGGUUCUUAACUCUUGGAAGGACAAUUCUGUAUUUUGUGCUCAAGAUGAGGCCAAAAAGUUCACAUUCAAUUUGAUGGCAAAACAUAUCAUGAGCUUGGAUCCUGGAAAACCUGAGACUGAGCAACUGAAGAAAGAGUACAUUACUUUCAUGAAAGGAGUGGUUUCUGCUCCUUUGAAUUUCCCUGGAACUGCAUACAGGAAGGCCUUACAGUCUCGAUCAACGAUCCUGAAAUUUAUUGAGAGUAAAAUGGAAGAGAGAGUUACUAAAGUGAGGGACAGAAGUGAGAACUUGGAGGAACAUGAUCUUCUUGGAUGGGUGUUGAAGCACUCAAACCUUUCUAGGGAGCAAAUCCUGGACUUAGUUUUGAGCUUACUCUUCGCUGGCCAUGAAACUUCGUCAGUAGCAAUAGCUUUGGCUCUCUACUUUUUGCAAGGCUGUCCUAGUGCUGUUCAGCAAUUGAGAGAAGAACACACUGAAAUAGGCAAAGCCAAGAAGCAAACAGGAGAGAUGGAACUCAAUUGGGAUGACUACAAGAAAAUGGAAUUCACUCAAUGUGUUAUCGGUGAGACUCUAAGGCUAGGAAAUGUAGUGAGGUUUCUCCACAGAAAAGCUAUCAAAGAUAUUCGGUACAAAGGGUAUGACAUUCCACGUGGGUGGAAAGUGCUUCCAGUGAUUGCAGCCGUGCAUUUGGAUCCUUCACUGUUUGAUCAACCACAGGACUUCAAUCCAUGGAGAUGGCAGUAUAGUCGUGGAUCAUUUGCUGCCACAGCAAGCACAACAAGAAGUAAUAACUUCAUGCCAUUUGGGGGAGGAUCACGACUCUGUGCAGGAUCCGAAUUAGCCAAACUCGAAAUGGCUGUAUUCAUUCACCAUUUGGUCCUCAAAUGUCACUGGGAGCUAGCUGCUGCGGAUCAUGCUGUCGCCAUCCCAUUUGUCGAUUUCCCAAAAGGCCUACCAAUACGAGUCCAACACCACACUCUCAUAUAAAAACAAUGUUCCGUGAAAAUUAAUGACUUGGAAAAGUGACCUCAGUCUUGACCUUAGCGUCUCAUGUUUGAUAGAGAAAGGUAACAAAUUAAAGCUUGUUCGUCUGAUGAAGUUGAGUUUCUUGGACUUUCCGACGACAUAGUUUGUCUCUUUUGAUGUUAUUUGUCGCUCACAUUAAGUGAGGCCCGUCCACAUACAGAAGUGCAGUACAAAGAUAUAUAGGACCACAUUUUGUUGUAUCUUGUAAAUUUUACACCCCCUUGGUCCUAGAGGCUUUGGGUGUUGUGGUAAUUAUUCAUUUUUAUGUUACAUGGUUUUGCUAAUGUACUGUAAUUUGCUGUAAUAUCUCUCCCCAUGUGGGUUAGCCUGUGUACACAUUUGAUAUUUCCUGAACUUUGUUGUGGAAGGAGUCU